AUGCCUUCACAAGACGGUCAACCGAUAUCCUUGGAAGAAGAGUACAAAAAGAAGACGGGGAUCAGUCCAGAAGAUAUAAAGAAGUUGCGUAGUUGGAUGCAGACGCAACCACAUCUACCAGAGAAAUAUAUUACAGAUUUAGAUUUGAUCCUGGCUUUCCAUUCAUGCGACUGCAGUUCAGGCUUAACGAAGCAAGUUUUGGACACACAUUACACUUUGAGGACCUUGUUCCCGUGCUUCAAGGACCGCAAGGUAGAUCAAGUCAUAGAAACCAUUGAGACAGUGGCGUUGUUUAUGAUAACAGAUAUUUACCAGUACGAAGAAGGAACGUGGCCUGGUUUUCUAUUUGUCGUUGACUUUGAAGGGAUCUCUUUAGGUCAUUUAAGCAAGAUAGACUUGCAAAGUCUACAGCAUGUACUAUAUUUUCUUCAGGAGGCUAUGCUGGUUAAAUUAAAAGGUAUGCACUUCAUCAACGCACCGUCCUUCAUUGAUAAACUUUUAUUGAUGAUGAGGCCGUUCUUGAAGAAGGAACUCAUGGAUAUGUUACACAUACAUACAACAGGAUCUACCAAAUUACAAAAUUAUAUUGACAUAGAAGCCCUGCCAAAGGAAGCUGGUGGCUCGUAUAAAAGCAUUCAAGAAUGUAAAGAUGACGUCAUAGCUAAGUUGAAGAAACAUGCAGAUUUUUUCGAAACAGAAAAAUACAAACGGGUAACGGAAUCUUUGAGACCUGGAAGACCUAAAACGAUAACAGACAUCUUCGGAGGAGUUGAAGGAUCCUUCAAGAAGCUGGAAAUAGAUUGA
This is a messenger RNA of Danaus chrysippus (African queen), 804 nucleotides long. The record is from the annotation of a GenBank genome assembly. Lineage: Eukaryota; Metazoa; Arthropoda; Insecta; Lepidoptera; Nymphalidae.